AUGCAAGCGUGUGAUUUCUGCGGAUAUGACGGGAAUGGCGAUGCUAUCUCCUUCCACAGAUUUACACUAGAAGAAGAAAAUCGUCGCCGUUGGACGGUAAAUAUGAGAAGAGACGCUGAAUGGACUCCAUCUGAAUCUGCAUCUCUGUGCUCCGCUCACUUCACUCCGGAUUGCUUUGAAUCUGGAUCAGCACAUUUACACCCAAACGCUAUUCCGACUAUAUUUGAUUUUACACAGUGCAUGAUACGUUUUUUUAUUUACACUUCUGUAAUUUCUUUGAAACAGAAUCUAAACACUGAAAACAUCCCUCAAGACCAAGGAGAACAUAAAUCAACCGACUCGUCAUGUUGUGGCUGUUAUAAACGUCUACAGGCUACAGAGAAAGUUUACCAACUGAAAUUAGCUGCUGCCCAGCUUCAAAUAAAAGAAUACAAAAAGAAUCUAGCAGAAGAGUCACGAAAAACAGCAAAAUGGCAAAAGAGAGCCAUAGUUCUGCAGAGUGCCAUUAGAGCCAUGAAACAAAGAGGGAUAAUACCUACAACAAGAAAAACCUCAACACCAAAAAAAUACUAA
This is a messenger RNA of Triplophysa rosa, 573 nucleotides long. RefSeq lists its product as uncharacterized. The transcript has 3 exons. The record is from RefSeq and is a predicted model, not a curated record. The coding region runs from base 1 to 573 and encodes 190 amino acids. Lineage: Eukaryota; Metazoa; Chordata; Actinopteri; Cypriniformes; Nemacheilidae.